Molecule: messenger RNA, 1774 nt
Organism: Aspergillus uvarum CBS 121591
Lineage: Eukaryota; Fungi; Ascomycota; Eurotiomycetes; Eurotiales; Aspergillaceae
Product: NAD(P)-dependent alcohol dehydrogenase
Exons: 2
Coding region: 262-1449 (395 amino acids)
Biological process (GO): D-sorbitol catabolic process
Molecular function (GO): zinc ion binding; L-iditol 2-dehydrogenase (NAD+) activity
Source: RefSeq, a predicted model, not a curated record
AACCCCGCUGGGCGGGGAACCCCCCGGGUAAAUGGUUAUUGGUGGCAACUUGUGUCCCAUCCAUACUUCAUUCUCCAUCUGAACUGAAGUCCAGCGCAGUUGCUGAUCAUGGAGGGGCUCAAGCCCUUCCGAGCGUGACUAUUAAAGCUUCCUGCGCCGCUCCUUUGCCAUCAUUCGCAACCUAUCUAUCGCUUCCUCUUCCCUCUCCCUCCUUUUCGCUUUCUUCCUCCACCCCCCCAAUCGCCUCGUCUUCACGGCACCAUGGCCACCGCAACUGUCACAACGCUCGAGAAGCCCAACAUCGGCGUCUACACCAACACCAAACAUGACCUGUGGGUCGCGGAAUCCAAGCCCACGCUGGAGGAGGUGAAGAGCGGCGAGAGUCUGCGGCCCGGGGAGGUCACGAUCCAAGUCCGCAGCACCGGCAUUUGCGGCUCCGACGUCCACUUCUGGCACGCCGGCUGCAUCGGUCCCAUGAUCGUGACAGGCGACCACAUCCUGGGCCAUGAAUCCGCGGGGCAAAUCAUCGCCGUCGCGCCGGACGUGACCUCGCUGAAGCCGGGGGACCGGGUGGCGAUCGAGCCCAACAUCAUCUGCAACGCGUGCGAGCCCUGCCUGACGGGACGGUACAACGGGUGCGAGCGGGUGCAGUUCCUGUCGACGCCGCCGGUGGACGGGCUGCUGCGGCGGUACGUCAACCACCCGGCGAUCUGGUGCCACAAGAUCGGCGACGAGAUGAGCUACGAGGACGGGGCCCUGCUGGAACCGCUGAGCGUGUCGCUGGCCGCCAUCGAGCGCAGCGGGCUGCGGCUCGGGGAUCCGUGCCUGAUCACGGGCGCCGGCCCGAUCGGGCUGAUCACGCUGCUGAGCGCGCACGCGGCGGGCGCCACGCCCAUCGUCAUCACGGACAUCGACGCGAGCCGGCUGCAGUUCGCGCAGUCCCUCGUGCCCGGGGUGCGCACCUACAAAGUCCAGACCAACAAGACCGCCGAGGAGAACGCCGCCGGCGUGAUCCGCGUCUUCAACGACGCCGCCGCCGACGAGUCCUACGACAUCGACGGCCCGACCACCCUCCGCCCGCGCAUCGCGCUCGAGUGCACCGGCGUCGAGAGCAGCGUGUGCUCGGCGAUCUGGAGCGUCAAGUUCGGCGGCAAGGUGUUCGUCAUCGGCGUCGGCAAGAACGAGAUGACCAUCCCCUUCAUGCGCCUCAGCACCCAGGAGAUCGACCUCCAGUACCAGUAUCGCUACUGCAACACCUGGCCCCGCGCCAUCCGCCUCGUCCGCAACGGCGUCAUCAACCUCCGCAAGCUCGUCACCCACCGCUUCGCCCUCGAGGACGCCCUGAAGGCUUUCGAGACCGCCGCCAACCCCCGCACCGGCGCCAUCAAGGUCCAGAUCUUGAGUGACGAGGAGGAUGUCCGCGCUGCUUCCGCUGGUCAGAAGCUGUAGCUGCCGUUACGAAUGAAAUGAAAAUGAUUCGCUUUGUGUUGGUUUUGGAUGUGUGUGCUGUGUUGGUUUUGCUUUUUGGGGGUUUACUAGAGGGAGGUGACUGGUCGCCUUGAUUCCAUAUAUAUACCGAUUCAAUCUGGAUUUUAUGUAUUGUUGUGAUUGCGUUUGGUGUGGAAGUAAAGUAGAGUAGAGUGUCUUGUGUAAGGUAUGUGUUGGUGCUGCGUCGGAGCAUCCCUAUAGAUAGACCUUUGUCUUUGCGCACGCAGCGGACGAAAGGCUGUGGCGUAGUAUUUUCAAUGCGCAGUCGACCCUUCGAGAAUGUGAG